UUACUUCAUAUACAAUACAAAAGGUCACAUACACUGACUUUCUCUCUUUCUCUUCUCUCUCACCAUUUCACCUUCUUUUCCUCUUUUCACAACCAUUUCUCAGAUUUUUCUCCAAUGUUCUUUUCUCUUCUAUUGGAUUGUACAGAUUCUCACCAAUAACAUAUACAUCAAUCCCUUCAAUUAUAGUUACUGUGUGUGGUUUUUUUUUUUUUGUGAAUUUUUUUCCAAGGACUAAAAAGACAAACUUUUCUGGGUCUAUUGGUUUUUGCUUUAUUCUUCAAACUUUCAUUUUGGUUUUGAUGCAGAAACCAUAACCCUUUUAAAUAACUAUUGUAAAUUUAUUUAAAAAAUCCCAUUUUAUUUUUUCUUUUUGGUAAAAAAAGUAUUUUUUUUUCCUCUCAUUCUUCUGCAAAUUUUUGUUCAUAUUUCUGAGACAUGGGAAAACAAGGACCUUGCCAUCACUGUGGAGUUACAAGCACACCACUUUGGCGCAACGGACCGCCAGAGAAGCCAGUGCUAUGCAAUGCAUGCGGGUCUCGGUGGAGGACAAAAGGAACACUUGCAAAUUAUACUCCUUUACACGCCCGGGCUGAAACUGAUGAUUGUGAUGAUCAAAGGGCUACCAGGGUAAAGAGCAUAUCGUUAAAUAAGAACAAAGAGGCGAAAUUGCUCAAACGGAAGCAGAACCAUGAAAAUGUAGUCUCUGGAAGGAUUGCAUCUGAUUACAACCAUGGAUUCCAAAAGGCUGUUGAUGAAGAUUAUAGCACCCGAUCAAGUUCGGGAUCAGCGUUAUCUAACUCAGAAAGCUGUGCACAAUUUGGUGGCGCAGAUGCUAGUGAUCUGACAGGACCUGCUCAGUCAGUGAUCUGGGAUGCAACAGUGCCUUCGAAAAAGAGGACAUGUGUCGGUCGGGCAAAGCCUUCUUCUGUCGAGAAACUCACAAAAGAUUUAUGCACUAUUCUUCACGAGCAACAGUCUUAUUUUUCUGCAUCUUCCGAAGAAGAUCUUCUUUUCGAAAGUGAAACACCAAUGGUUUCUGUUGAGAUAGGGCAUGGAAGUGUUCUCAUCAGGCAUCCUAGCUAUGUAGCUCGCGAAGAAGAGUCUGAGGCUAGCUCUCUUUCAUUUGAUAAUAGGCAAUAUCCAAUGAGUGAGGCGUAUUCAUAUUCCGGUUCUGUUCUUAUGCAUGAUAGCUCCAGUCGCUCGAACUUCUCAUCUCAGGGAGCUGAAAAGGUCAGGAACUCAGCUUUUCACGGAAUGAAGCACGAGCAACUUAAAAGUGACAAGUCUCAGCUUGAAAGAGUACAAAUCCUUGGAAAUCAUGAUUCACCACUGACUUUAAUAGAUUUAAAUGAUGUGGUAAACUAUGAAGAGUUUUCGAGAAUCUUGACAAAUGAAGAGCAGCAGCAAUUACUGAAGUUUCUUCCUGUGAUUGAUACUGCUAAACUUUCUGAUAGCCUUAAGGUCAUGUUCGAUAGUGUUCAAUUCAAGGAUAACUUAACUUAUUUUCAGCAGCUUCUUGCGGAAGGUGUCUUCGAUAUCUCUUUGUUGGGGGCAAAACCUGAAGACUGCAAGACUUUGAAAAGAUUUGCACUAUCUAAUCUCUCGAAGUCGAAAUGGGUGGAACACUAUCAUUUUCUUAAGAGAUGCAAAAAUAGAGCUGAAAAAUCCGAUACUCCGGGAUCUUAUGGUAUAGGAUCAACCAAUGUUGCAAACGCAAAGAGAAUGCGUGAUAGCAGAAAUCAGAACUUUCCAGAGGUGAAGACAAUAAUGAGGAGCCCUAAAAGAACUAUCACAAAGACUAGUUAUGAAGGCAAAGUUGUAGAUGAUGAAACUUGCUAUAAUCCAAAAAGCCUCCUAUUUCCUUUGCCACCUGAUGCUAGCUCACACUUGCUAGAUUCUUUUAACUUUGUUGAGGAAAGUUCUGAUCAAGAUCUGCUUCUAGAAGUGCCAUCUAACAAUUCUUUUCCACAGGCAGAGCUUCUACACCCGAGUUUAAGCUAUGGUGCUCAAGCCAGCACUAGUAGUAGCUCGGCAGCAUACUCACAUCUUGUGAACCAUUAAGUGUCUGUUUGGUACCACGUUGACGUUUGUUCGUUCGCACACCACUCAAAUUUCUUGUAUUUGAAAAACCACGGUAAAGUUAUCUACACAUGAUAGAUUAACUGUCGCAACGUGUGUCCAAACACAGACUAAGUAACAUUCUCGAGUUACUUUGGUGGAAACAUAUUUUACAUCUUGAAAAAUAUGAUGGUUGUGCUUACUUUACUUGCAACCUUCUUAAGCUUGGAUUGCCAACAAUUUGAAGUUGGAUGAGCUUUUUUUUUUGUAUAGGUUGGUAAUAGAUUGUAAGAUAUCUUGAAAUGAGAAGUGCAUUCUCCAGAAUUUUGAAUGCGAGCUUAGGGUUCGUUUCAAGUUUCCUAUUUUUAUUUUUACUUUAACUAAUAAACAUAAGAGAAUAUAAAUCAAAUGUUUUCUUCA
Messenger RNA from Cicer arietinum (chickpea), 2478 nucleotides. RefSeq names its product GATA transcription factor 26. NCBI's taxonomy places the organism in Eukaryota, Viridiplantae, Streptophyta, Magnoliopsida, Fabales, Fabaceae. Gene Ontology annotation, biological process: regulation of DNA-templated transcription. Gene Ontology annotation, molecular function: sequence-specific DNA binding; zinc ion binding. The record is from RefSeq and is a predicted model, not a curated record.